AUGGGCUGUGUGGCGUCGCGCACCAGGCCCGAGCUGGAUGAAAAGCGCGCACUGCUGGAGCAGUAUGCAUCUGGGGUGUCUGUGUGUGCAAAGCCCGUUGACACGACGCAGCGCCUCGCGCAGCUGCGUCACGUCAUGCGCGCGUGUGGCGUCGACGCGUAUGUGAUUGGAACCGAGGACGCACAUGCGUCUGAGUACGCGGCGCCAUGCGACCAGCGCCUUCCAUUUAUUACGGGGUUCACAGGGAGCACGGCCACGGCCGUAGUGUGUCUCGACGCUGCCCACUUCUUUACGGAUGGGCGGUACCAUGUGCAGGCAUCCGAGCAGCUGGAUGUCAAUUGGACGCUGCACAGGGUCGGCGAGCCGGACGUCCAGCCAUGGACCUCGUGGAUCACCGAGCUCCCGCACGGCAUGCAUGUUGGUAUGGAUGCGGCACUCGUUCCUCACACGCUUGCUGUGCGCCUGCGGGCCGCGCUGCAAUCACAGCACAAGACGCUGGUGUGCCCCGAGCUGAAUUUGGUCGAUGAGGUGUGGGGUGCCGAGCGGCCACCGCCCACUCUUACGCCUGUCUACGAGCAUUCGAUGGAGUAUGCUGGCGUUGAUGCAGCGUCAAAGAUUCGCGACCUGCGGCAGUGGCUAGCAGACCACCACGAAGACGCAGCGUAUGUGCUGUCCGCGCUCGACGAAGUGGCAUGGCUGCUCAACCUGCGCGGCGCGUCAAUUCCUUGCAAUCCCGUGUUUCCCGCCUACGUGAUCGUUACGGCUGACGACGUUGCCAUGUUUGUGGAUGAGCGCCUUUUGACGCACUCUGUGCGUCUGUACUUAGCCGCGAUGGGCGUCUCGCUGCACGCAUACGAACACAUUAUGACAUGGCUGCGCGAUACCCCGCUAUCGAAGAUCCUCGUCGAUGAGCGUGCGUCGCAUGCGCUUGUGCAUGCGGCCGGCGAGAACCGCGUCGUGGUGCAGCCAGCCGCUAGCCCCGUGGCCCUAGCCAAGGCGUGCAAGAAUGAAGUCGAGCAGGCCGGCCUGCGCCAUGCCUACCUGCGCGACGGCGCUGCAUGGGUCAAGUGGGCUGCAUGGCUCGAGGAGGCGAUGCGCCGCGGUGCGACCAUCACCGAGCGCCAAGCAGCAGACGAGUUGGCGCGCCUGCGGGCAGCUGAUCCGCUGUUUGCAGGGAUGCAAGCGUACGAUGCGAUUAGCGCAGCUGGCCCAAAUGCUGCGCUUCCCCAUUACGAGACGCCGACUACGCAUUCGCGUGUAUUGGACCGCGAGACACCGUACCUGAACGAUUCUGGCCCGCAAUACCAUGAUGGAACGAUUGAUACAACACGCACCAUGCACUUUGGGCGCCCGAGCGCCGAGCAGAAACGUGCCUACACGCGCGUGCUGCAAGGGCACAUUGCCCUGGCGUGUGCCCGUUUCCCUGCGGGAACGACGGGCGCGCAGCUCGAUAUGCUAGCGCGUCAGCCACUGUACCAGGAUGGGUACAACUAUAUGCACGGCACGGGGCACGGCGUCGGCUCGUUCUUAGCGGUGCACGAGGGCCCACAUGGACUGUCCUCGUCGUCAGGUGGCGCCACAGUGCCAGUGCCACUACAGGAGGGCAUGGCGCUAAGCAACGAGCCGGGCUUUUACGAAGUGGGCCACUUUGGCAUCCGUAUCGAGUCAGUCGUGCUAGUGCGCCGCGCCACGACGCACCGCGACUUCCAAGGCCCGUGGCUAGAGCUCGAGACACUCACGCGCGUACCGAUUUCAACUCGACUCGUCGAUCAGCGUCUGCUGAGCCCGAUGGAAGCGCAGUGGCUCCGCGCCUACAACCGGCAGUGUCGCGACGAGCUGCUGCCUCUCGUGCGAGGCGAUCGACGCGCUGAGAAAUGGCUUCGGUGGCAAUAG
Malassezia sympodialis ATCC 42132 is the source of this 1893-nucleotide messenger RNA. RefSeq lists its product as uncharacterized. Lineage: Eukaryota; Fungi; Basidiomycota; Malasseziomycetes; Malasseziales; Malasseziaceae. The record is from RefSeq and is a predicted model, not a curated record. Gene Ontology annotation, molecular function: metalloaminopeptidase activity.